GAUCUGUCAUGAAGAAGCGAAUCCCAGACUCAGCUCUUUCCUCUUAAUUUCCUCUUGAUUACGGGAUGGCUGACCUCUUUAAGAGUGCCUUCGGGUAUUUAGGGUCCAAUGGCACCACUUCCGACAACGACUUCGUGGGUCAGGAGGUCGAAAUCAACGGCAUUAAGCUCAGAAUAAAGAAACAAAUAGCUGAAGGUGGUUUUGCGUUUGUGUAUGUUGCACAAGAUCUCAGCAAUGGCAAAACCUAUGCCUUGAAGCGACUGCUUGGUGCAGACCAGGUUGCCUGUGAUGCAAUUCGGCAAGAAAUAACAAUAUCAAAACAACUUUCGGGGCAUCCGCACAUUGUAGAUUUUAUUGCUGCUGCAGCCAUUGAUAAAACCCAGAGUAAAGAAAAUCGCAAUGAGUUCCUUUUGCUGAGUGAACUAUGUACAGGAGGAUCUCUUGUGGAUGCUCUUCGCCUCCUGAAUGGCAAACAGCUGUCGGUCCCACAGGUUGCUACCAUCAUGUACCAGACCACCAGAGCAGUUCAGCACAUGCAAGCGCAAAAUCCACCCAUAACUCACCGUGAUCUAAAAGUAGAAAACCUACUCAUAAGUGAAUCUGGUCAUAUCAAAUUAUGCGACUUUGGAUCUGCGAUGACAAAAAUAUACGAAGUUGACCUUGGCUGGAGUGCAAACCAACGAGGAUUACUAGAAGAAGAGAUGGCGCAGCACACAACACCAAUGUACCGUGCCCCAGAGAUGCUAGACACAUGGAGUAAUUACCCUAUCAAUGGACAGGCAGAUGUGUGGGCCCUGGGAUGUAUCUUGUACUAUCUCUGUUACCUCAAACAUCCCUUUGAGGAUUCUGCUAAGUUAAGAAUUAUAAAUGGAAAUUAUGCAAUUCCCACUAAUGAUGGCAAGUAUGAGUGUUUCCAUGAGCUCAUUAGAGGUACCCUGAAAGUUGACCCAAGUGAAAGAUUUAGGGUUUCUGAUAUCUUGGAGAGACUGGCAGCUAUUGGAGAAACCAAAGGAUUUAGUAUGAAAGCUCCCAUCCAGAUUGAGUGCAAGAAGAUUGAUUUAACGACCCCAGUCCAUCAACCUGAGAGUAAUGGGAGACUUGGUGAGAGACGCUCUGGUGCACCAGAUCGACCUCCUGCCAGACCCCCAGCCCCACGAUCUCCUGUACCUCAAAGACCCCCUCAGCCUCAGAGGCCACCUCCUCCAGGGUCUCAUCCUCAACAUGGAGUGGUAGGCCAGUCUCAGCAGCAGACAUCUGCAGGUGGAGGUGGCUUGUUUUCAUCUAUUAAAGGCUAUUCAGGAAGUAUAUUUAAGAACAUCAAGGAUACCUCAAGCAAAGUCAUGCAGACAGUGAGCCAAUCUAUCACUAGAACAGACCUGGAUUUGUCACAUAUAACAUCCCGUGUCAUAGCAAUGUCGUAUCCAGCUGAAGGCCUGGAAUCAGCCUACAGAAAUCAUGUUGAAGAUGUCAAAGCUGUUUUAGAUGGGCGUCACAUGGGCCACUAUGUGAUCUAUAAUGUCUCCGGGCGACAGUACCACUCAACCAAGUUCAGUGCAAGAGUUGUGGAGGGCAACUGGUCAGGCAAAAAGUCAUCAACCCUUGGGGCGCUCUACAACCUCGCUUGUAGUAUUUAUGAUUAUUUAAUAAAGGAUCCCAAAAAUAUUGUUGCUGUACACUGCAUGGAUGGGAAAGCUUCAACUGCAAUGUUAGUCUGUUCCUUCCUCUUAGUGUGCCAUGCAUUUAAGAGACCAGAACAAGCAUUGAACAUGUUUGCCAUCAAGAGAAGUCCUCCAGGUCUGCAGCCCUCACAAUUCAGAUACCUUGAAUAUGUCCGAGAUCUGGUUGCUUCUCCGGCUGUGAUUCCCCACUUCAAGCCUGUGACCAUCACCUCCGUCAUCGUCUCCCCCAUUCCACUGUUCACACAGAGAAGAGAUGGAGUGAGGCCAUAUGUAGAAGUAUGGCAAGGUGAACACAGGAUGCUCUCAACACUUCAAGAGUAUGACAAUAUGAAGUUGUACAUGCCUCAAGAUAAUAAGAUUAUUAUUCCAAUCAACAUCCAUCUAGUUGGGGACGUGUGUAUCUAUGUAUACCAUGCCCGAAGAAUGAUGGGGAAGGUGAUGGGCGUAAAGGUGGCCCAGCUGCAGUUCCAUACUGGUUUCAUUCCUGAGGAAGAUACUUCCAUUAGAUACAGUCUGCGUGAGCUGGAUGAUGUCUGUGAACCUGACCGAUACCCCGAGCGGUUUACUGUGACUGUAAACAUUUUUGUAUCGGAUGUAGACCGCGCACCACCUCAGCCACCACCCUGGGUGGCACGACCUGCUACCUCCUUUAAGCCAAAUGUAGCUUAUUCCACUGCUAUUGAGAUGGAAGAGACGAGGGAUAAAUUUGCAGCAAGUGCACAUGGUUCCCCAGCAACGCAUAGACGGGACUCUUUGCCGAAGCCAGGGAUGAUCUCUUCGGAGGCUAACAAGUCUGACUUCAUGGCAUCACUCAAUUGGGAUAAGGCUCAAGGAGGCACUCAGCUACAAAAUCAGCAGGUGGGGCUGCCCCAGACUCUGCCCGCCCACUGGCUGCGGCCCACUGCUGUGUCAGAGCGUGAGCCCCGAUUACAGCGUCACAUUGGCGGGACGCCUGGCAAUGGUGAGGAGAUGCUCAUAUCAGAUGAAGAGGAGGAAGCUGUCACCCCCCAGCCCCCUAAAAAUGUCCCUGAAGUACCUGAGGCGAAAUCCUCCUCCAAAGAAGCCAACCUCUUGGACUGGGGUGGAGCUCCAGAGGCAGAUGUCAGUCAGGCUGCCAAAAACAUGAACCUCUUGGACAUUGCUGACACAUCGGGCAUGAAGAAAGACCCGAGCAACUUUGACCUUCUGAGUGGCUUUGGGGGGAGUGGGAAUGAGUCCAAUGCUAGUCAUGUAAACUCAACCAAGACUGAUAAUGCUCAAGAAAACUUGAAAAAAUAUUCUAUACAGGGAAUGGGAGGCAUGGGCGCUAACCCUAUGGCUUCAGCUAGCAGUCCUAUCAUGAGCAGUGGAAGUCCCAUGAUGGGGCCCAGGAUGAUGGGGGGAGCAACCAGCCCAGUGAAUCCGAUGGCUGGGGGUUUUGCCCGUCCCCCUGCCCCUCCUCAACAGCAGCCUAGCAAGCCAAGCGAUCCUUUCGCUGAUCUUGGUAAUCUUGCUGGAAUGGGUGGAUGGGGAGGUUCCAAGCCUACGACACCCAUGGGAGGCACUCCCAUAGGUGGCACACCUCUGGGUGGAAGCACACCUGUCAUGGGCUCGCCACAGCAUCGACCCCAGAUGGCUGGUGGUUGGCAAGGCCAGACUCCAGGUAUGAUGGGGUCACAAAUGGGUGGUUGGCAGCAAGGCCCCAGACCACAGCAGACCCAACAGAUGCCUCAGCAGAUGCCCCAACAACCAGCUGCAGCCAAGACCCCAGCUGGAACUCCUCACCACCAGAUGAAGUCACCCUCACAGCCUAACUAUGGGAGAGCUAAUUUUGAUGGUGCAUCUAAGAAUGCAGGAGCAUCAAAGGGUAAAGUUGGAGCAGACACCUUUGAAGAUCUGCUUGGUUCUCAAGGGUUCACUUUCAGCAGUGGCAAGGAUUCAGGCCCUAAAACCAUGGCUCAGAUGAAGAAGGUUGAACUUGCCAAGACAAUGGAUCCAGAGAAACUCAAGGUUAUGGAGUGGACAGAAGGGAAGAAAAAGAAUAUUCGGGCACUUCUCUGCUCCUUGCAUUCAAUCCUUUGGGAAGGUUCUAAGUGGAAUGAAUGUGGCAUGCACCAGCUAGUGCAACAGAAUGAUGUCAAGAAAAUGUACCGCAAAGCCUGUCUAGCAGUGCAUCCAGACAAGCUUACCGGAAGUGAGCACGAAUCUCUUGCAAAACUCAUCUUUAUGGAACUAAACGAUGCUUAUUCCGAAUUUGAAAAUGAUCCUAAUCAGCAGCAGAUCUUCAAGUAGAGGAAAUCAUAGAUAGUAUAUGAAAAUAUUAUAACCAGGAAUGAAGCUCUUUUUCUUUUUAUAAGAUUGUGGAAUGAUACUGAUAAAUCACUAAGAAGUUGUGGUGUGACAUAUCCAAAUAGUUGCACUGUAAAUGUGAUAUAGAUGCCUCUUUCCUUUUUUUCUAUUUGCAUCUUUGUUAUUAUUAUAUAUAUUUAGUAAUCCUUCAUUUUGAAGAUUCUCUGAGGGUUUAUGGAGAUAAACAAAAAAUAAAAUAAGGAUACCACAAA
Molecule: messenger RNA, 4219 nt
Organism: Penaeus vannamei (Pacific white shrimp)
Lineage: Eukaryota; Metazoa; Arthropoda; Malacostraca; Decapoda; Penaeidae
Source: RefSeq, a predicted model, not a curated record